This is a messenger RNA of Camarhynchus parvulus, 4794 nucleotides long. It is a transcript of the gene CTTNBP2NL, whose product is annotated as CTTNBP2 N-terminal like. The transcript is spliced from 5 exons. The coding region runs from base 119 to 2005 and encodes 628 amino acids. Lineage: Eukaryota; Metazoa; Chordata; Aves; Passeriformes; Thraupidae. The record is from RefSeq and is a predicted model, not a curated record.
UCCUGGCUCGGCUCGGCUCGGCUCGGCUCGGCUCGGCCGGCCCGGCCCGGCCCGGCCCGGCCCCCGGCCCGGCCCGGCCCGGCGCUGCCCCUGCUGGGGGCGGAGGCAGGUUUUCAGGAUGAAUCUGGAAAAACUCAGCAAACCAGAACUACUGACGCUGUUUAGCAUUCUUGAGGGAGAAUUAGAAGCAAGAGAUCUUGUCAUAGAGGCUUUAAAGGCCCAGCACAGGGACACAUUCAUUGAGGAACGCUAUGGGAAAUACAACAUCAGUGAUCCACUGAUGGCUUUGCAGAGAGACUUUGAGACACUGAAAGAGGGGAAUCAUGGUGAAAAGCAGCCAGUAUGCUCCAAUCCUUUAUCUAUUUUGAAAGUGGUGAUGAAACACUGCAAGAAUAUGCAGGAAAGAAUGUUAUCCCAACUCGCUGCUGCGGAAAGCAGACACAGAAAGGUGAUCCUGGACCUGGAGGAGGAGAGGCAGCGGCACGCCCAGGACACGGCCGAGGGGGACGAUGUCACCUACAUGCUGGAGAAGGAGCGGGAGCGGCUCACCCAGCAGGUGGAGUUUGAAAAGUCCCAAGUGAAAAAGUUUGAGAAGGAGCAGAAGAAGCUGUCAAGCCAGUUGGAGGAGGAAAGGGCACGCCACAAGCAACUGUCCUCCAUGCUUGUUGUGGAGUGCAAGAAAGCCACUGCCAAAGCAGCUGAAGAGGGCCAGAAGACAGCAGAACUGAGCUUGAAAUUGGAAAAGGAGAAAAGUAAGGUGAGUAAACUGGAAGAGGAGCUGGCAGCCAAGAGGAAGCGGGGCUUGCAGAUGGAAGCACAAGUAGAAAAGCAACUUUCAGAGUUUGACAUUGAAAGAGAGCAGCUGAAAGCUAAGCUGAACAGAGAAGAAAACCGUACAAAAGCACUCAAAGAAGAGGUGGAAUGUCUGAAGAAAGCCCUGAAAGAGCUGGAGGCUUCUUGCCAGGAGCACAGUCCUUCCAAGCCCGUGCAUCCCAGCCCCUCGGUGAUGUCCAGGGGGGUCACAACUGACAGUCCCCCAGUGAAGUCUGUGUCCUGCCAGACCGAGAGCCUGCAGGCAGAGCGAGCAACCCCUGCCAGCACCAGCAGAGCUGUUCACGCCGUGUUUGCCAGCCCCUCUGCACCUGCUCACUCCUAUGCAAAAUCCAACGGGCAUUGUGACACAGACGGGCAGAUGGGUGGGGAGACGAAUGCUGCAGAGAGCCAAGCUCACAGGGAGAAAUCUGCUGCAGCCCCAGAGAGUGCAGUGGCGAAUGGAAGUUCCCCUGUAAGAACAGAGUCACCGGUGCACCAGCUCCCCUCUGCUGGGGUGUCCCUGUCUCCCAGCAGCACAGCUGCCUCCUCCCUCACCCCUUCUCCCUGCUCCUCACCAGUGCUGACCAAGCGCUUGGUGGGAGCCUCUGCCAGCAGCCCUGGCUACCAGUCCUCCUACCAGGUGGGCAUCAACCAGCGUUUCCACGCAGCCAGGCACAAGUUCCAGUCCCAGGCAGAGCAGGAGCACCAGCCAGGGGGCCUGCAGAGCCCCCCGUCCCGGGACCUGUCCCCCACCCUGGCAGACAACUCUGCUGCCAAGCAGCUGGCCCGCAACACGGUCACCCAGGUGCUGUCCAGGUUCACCAGCCAGCAGGGCCCCAUCAAGCCUGUGUCCCCCAACAGCUCCCCUUUUGGCACGGACUAUCGGAGCCUGGCCAGUGCUGGCAGCCCCAGAGCCGAGGCUGGGCACUGCCCCAGCCCUGUCAAGGUUUCCAGCCCGCUCAGCCCCUUGUCUCCUGGAAUCAAGUCACCGACCAUUCCUAGGGCAGAAAGAGGGAACCCUCCACCCAUUCCUCCGAAGAAACCCGGCCUGGCUCAGUCACCUGCUGCUCCUGCUCCCCUCAGCAAAGCCUCCUCCCUGGGUGCCCCCAUGGACGUGGCCAGUAGCUGCUCCAGCAGCACUGUCAUGUCAAAUGGCAAGGACCUGGAGAUCCUCCUGCCAAGCAGCAGCUAGUCUCCAGAAAAUGGGAAUGUGACAUUCCACAGCUUAGCUUACCCUGCAGCUAAGACACUGUUUUUCCACUCCAUGUUAUUUAUUUCCAUAGUAGCAGAUUCUGUCUGUAUAAAGCAUUUAGUACAUUUUUUUUUCCUUUUUAAUAGGUAGGAAAAUAUUUUUGUUUAUGAAGAAACCUUAACUACAGCUAUACAGUAGCCUCCAAAUGUCUCAUGGCAGCAGUCAAAUCAUUAGAGAUAACAACCAUAAUCAUGUGGUAGGACCUAUCAACCUCUAAUGGGACUGAAAUGCUAUUUUUAAAUUAUGCAGAAAUAAUUUUUGCAGACUUUUUAUUCCAGAUGAACAUUUUAUAAAAGUGCCUGAACUAAGCCUGCAAUAUGAAUGUGAUUCUUGGGAAAAGGUGAGGAGGGGAACAUCUAGCUGCAGAAACAAAUUCUUCUGAGUCCUGAAUGUUGAAACCAACACUGGUUUUCCUUUUAAUUCUUUCCAUUUGCUAAGGUAAGUUAGCAAAUGUGCUACAGAUUCUGCCAGGUGACCACCAGACUGGUGCAGCCAGCCAGGCUAUGUCCUUCAGGACGCAGCUCCCAGCUAUUUGAGGAAGCACACAGGAGUUUCUUGGGAUAAAAUUUAGUUGUGAUAUCAUCCAGAUUACUUCUCUGUCAAUAUUCCUUGUCCAUACAGUUCUUUCUGCUUUCCUGCCAAGAUGCCUGUGUGCUUUACAUGGCUCAGCUCUGCUUUCUGGUGUAUCACCUGGAAUUUUCAAGCUCUUUGAGCAUUCUACUGUUGUGUGUAGAACUUCUGAGAAAAGGAUCUUUCUCUUACUUGGCAAAGAUCUCACUAUUACUUGAAAAAGUAACUCAUCCAUCCAAUACAGGUUUUUUGCAACACCUGUAAAUGAGAUCUUCGACUUUAAACAAAAGCAAUAAUUUUGUUCCUCAUCUGUGUCAGUUAAGUCUGACUGACCUGGAUUUUACCCACUAGCUGUGGCUGGCUUUCCUUGGCUGCAAAUAUGGAACCAAAUCAUUGCUGCUGUGGAAUUGAAUAUGUGAAUAUGUGUAAGUAUGUCACACAUAUACAUGCUAAACACACAGUGUAUUAGGGAACUAUUUAUCACUUCUUGAUCUUCUGCCUCAUAUGAAGAAAACAUAGCAAUUCACUGAGAUUUUAAAAAAAUCCUCAGUGAGGAAUUGCCUAAGUUUGAGGCAGAUCAUGUGUGUGGAGAAGUAUUUGGACCCAGGAGAAGCAGCUGGUUCCUGUGCAGAAAUGUUUGCUACAAGAAAACCAACAGGCCCAGCACAGUGGUUUUCUGAGUCAUUGUGCUGAGAAACACAGGACAAACAGCACAGAUCAGUGGCACAGGCUGAGAGCACAACCCCGAGUUAAUGAUCUCGGUGUUGGAUGUGAGCUGAUCCUAAAUUUAGAAACUGGACUUGCUGCUCGGUGUCAUCCAGUGUGGAGCACUUCCCUCAGCAGCAGAGUGGUGUUUGCACAGCUCCCACUGCCAAGACAUGUUAUCCUUGGUGAAUUCUCACUGCUUCAUUAGGAAGGAUCCCUCUGUGCGGGGAGGAUCCCUGCGCCAUGGAGGGGCAGGGCUGCCCGUGCUGAGAGGUUCCCAUGCAGGGAGGUUCCUCUGGGCUUUGAGCUGUGCCAUGGAGGGGCAGAGCGGUGCCGUGGAGGGGCAGAGCUGUGCCGUGGAGGGGCAGAGCGGUGCCGUGGAGGGGCAGAGCGGUGCCAUGGAGGGGCAGAGCGGUGCCAUGGAGGGGCAGAGCGGUGCCAUGGAGGGGCAGAGCUGUGCCGUGGCAUGGCAGAGCUGUGCCAUGGAGGGGCAGAGCGGUGCCAGGGAGGGGCAGAGCGGUGCCAUGGAGGGGCAGAGCUGUCCGUGCUGAGAGGUUCCUCUGGGCUCUGAGCCUCGCUCUGCAGGACAGGGAGCUCAGUGCUGCUCGGGGGUGGCUGCUGUUGGAGUGACCCCACACAGCCAGGGCAGGGGUUUAGAGGCUUGCACAGACCAUUUGGUAGCCUUUUGGGCAGUGGUAUUACGGGCUGUUGUUCCUAAUCCAGUGGAACAGUCUGUGCAUUAACAGCAGGGACACAGAGGCAGCCAGAGCUGAGUGGGCAGUGGCUCUUUUGGAAGCACAUUUAUUACUUUCUUAACUAAGUGUCCACAGCAGAUUUUUUUGCUCUUGCUGAGAGUAAAAGUAAAAAUGGAUGGGCAGAUGGAUUUUGGCCCAUGUAUCCCUUCUGAUUGAAAAGUGAGGCUUUUGUAUACACUGCUAUAAUGAGUUUCUUUAACAUUAAUCUGACCGGUAUUAUCCCCUUUCUUUAUUGAUAGCUCUAGAGAGAGAGAUACUAUGAUGAAGUCUAAUAGGAAAUGCACUGAGUACUGUUUCUUCUAAAAUAUAAUAUGGGAAGGGGUAUGCAAAAGAAUGUAUUUUUGCUAGUAGACUAACUUCUGAAAGAAACUAAGCACAAGGGAUUAAAAUGGAUCCAACUAAUUCAGUAAGACAUUUAGAGUUAGUAUUUAACUGUUGAUGUAGAUUCUGUGUGAAAGCAACUAAAUAUUUCUUCUCUAACUCACAUGUGUCCUAAGCAGACAUUGUUGCAGAGUUUGUCACUGGCUAAUGGAGUAUAAUGAAGUGCAAAACAUAUAACACUAGUAUUAAUUCAUUAACACUUGUAAAUUUGUAAAGCCAAAUGUACCAAGCUGAAGUCUUUAAUCAUUUUUAUAGCUGAUGGCAUUAAACAUGUUAAACAUUCAUAUUAUCAAUAAAGGAUUUUAUUUUUAAGAUGUG